Scylla paramamosain (green mud crab) is the source of this 1552-nucleotide messenger RNA. Its product is annotated as SH2 domain-containing protein 5-like. The transcript is spliced from 6 exons. Lineage: Eukaryota; Metazoa; Arthropoda; Malacostraca; Decapoda; Portunidae. The coding region runs from base 377 to 943 and encodes 188 amino acids. The record is from RefSeq and is a predicted model, not a curated record.
GAGUAUGUCAGUCAGUGACCAACCAGCGGGUCUUAGUUGACUGUGUCUAAAAAUGUUUUCUUUAUGAAAAGGUGAUGAAACGGUGUUUGAAAUGCAUUUGAAACUCAAAACAAGCAUAAUACAAAGAAAAUGACAAUAGUGAAGCGAAACAACCUUGUUACAGUGUUAUGUAUGUGAGAACCCUUGUGUUGUGUUACUCUGACCAAGUGACAUGAUUAUUUUGGGAAGUUUCACGCGUGGCCUUAAUAGUGCGUGGCAUGCGUCGUGUAACAGGUGGGGAGUAACGAAUAGUAGCCGUAGAUAGUAGACGAGGAACUAAGGAACAGCUAGUCAAGUGGGGACGGCUGGCGACGGCUGUCCUGGCAGUGAAACAACUAUGAGCACUUGCAGUGAGAGGAUGGCGGGGGAGAAUGUGUGGAACAGAAUACAGAAAUCGUCCCCACUCAAGUUUCCAAGCAAGUUCAAGCCUUCCUCGUCCAUCAAGGCCAAGGCAUCCCCGACCCUCAGCUCCAAAGUGUCCUCCUCCCCCCGCAGCGACAGUACAGCCUCGCCAGGCAGCACGGGGCCCUCGCCCCUCCCCGUCCAGGACCCCUCGCUGCUCAAGUUGGUCACAGUUGAGUUCUGCGAUUACACGGGGUCGUUCACGGUGGUGGGCCACGACCAAGCCUCCAGGACCGAGUACGUCAGGACGCAACUCAAGCAAAUGAGGGAACGAGCCAAGAGCAAACCUGUACUCCUCGUCAUCUCCCUCGCCGGUGUGAAGGUGUGCAGUCCCGAUGGAAAGACGGUGUACAUGGCCCACGCCCUGAGGAGGAUCAGCUACGCCACAUGUGACCCUGAGAACCGACAAUUCAGCUUCCUGGCGCGGGAACCCAAGGGUCACUUCUCCCUGCAGUACUGCCACGCCUUCCUCACCCACACGCCCGACCAGCGUAUAAAGUAACCUCGUUCCUGGAUUUCACCUUCACCUCCCCCGCAAUGCGCCAAGAGACUGGGAAAGUAUCCGCUGAAGCAGAGGAACCCGUGCUUGUCGAAUCCUUUCCUCUCUCAGUAUCAAAGCAGGGAAGAAAUGCGUAAAGAUGAUGUGAAUCGAUAAGGAGCAAAGUGAAGGAAAAUAUGAAAGGCAUUAAAAAGGAGAGAGAGUAGAGAAGAUAGAAGAUGGAAACAUUGGCACUUUGACCCUGCCUGGAAUGCUGCUUCUCCUCUUCGCUAUUCUUCCUACCCUGCCUUCCUAUGUUCUUCCUCCCACUCAUUUUUUUUUCCUCCAACAACUCCUCCUUCCUCUCCUUUAGCACUCGUCAUCUCUACUCUUUCACUUUUCGCUCAUUUUCUGCUUUCCUGCCCAACUUGGUUUUGGGAGUAAGAAUGUAGCGAAGAUAUUUGAUAAUGAUCCUUAGUUCGAAUAUUUAAAGAUCAAUAUGUAUUAACUCACCUUUUAUUGCUAAUAAUGUUGGUGCCGAUGAUGUUUAUGUACAAUAAAAGCGGCUGUAUAAUUCCUGCAGGUACAAAUUGCACAAGCAUCGAACUCAGUACCAAUAUAUUUUACGGAAUA